Molecule: messenger RNA, 1199 nt
Organism: Soboliphyme baturini
Lineage: Eukaryota; Metazoa; Nematoda; Enoplea; Dioctophymatida; Soboliphymatidae
Source: the annotation of a GenBank genome assembly
AUGGCCAACGCCAACGACAUGGUUGUUGUGAAAUUGGAAUCGAGGCCACGAGAAUUUGCUGCUUCGGCUCGACAUUGGGCAACCGGUUCCUCCCCUUGUCACAGUGCCGUGGUGAUUCAGCGACGCCGGACGCAGUCGCAUUGUCAACGCUCGCUGGUGUCCAGGGUCGUCACCAACACCGCUCAGCAUGGUUCUGCCAAUCUGCCUCUCAGCGAGACUCGAAGAACCGCGGUUCAUCAGUCUUUCGUCCAAUGCCAGUGCCAUCUCGAAGAAACGGGAAAGCUGAAUGGAAUGUGGGCGAAGCUAAUCGUCGAGCUUCUACUAGUGGCGCUUAGCGAUGGUCAGUUUCAGUCUGACUCUAACCAAAAGGAAGGAUGGUGGCAUUUAUACCAGUUUGGAGAAAAACAUUACGACAUUGACAUCAUGUGGAGGCCUUGGCGUGAUUUGCAGAUUGAUCUGGACUUCUUUCUUCCAUUCUACGGAUUCCGCUUCAAUUAUAGCUUCAUAUUCCCAGAAGGCUUUGUAGCAUUUUCAUAUCCUCGGUAUAUACAACCACCCUAUACGAUGCCAAACACGCGAUGGCCUGAACAGCCUGAUCCCACUUUGAUCGCAGCGUUUAUGAGUGAGCAAUCUUUCGUACAUGUCGGCGACACUCGUAUUAGUCACGUGUGGUACAGGGUUGUCUCCAGACCAAUCAACAUGAUAAACCCAUUUGGAGAAGAUUUUGGAUCCGCUGAGAAAAAGUUUGUUCAGUUUGCAAGCAAUCCGAUAUUGCCCCCGGAAUUAAACAGUGUUCGAAUACCGGUUCGAACCUAUGGCGGUCAAGCACUGAAAACGGCUUUUGGAAGAGUGGAAGAUCCUGAACUGUUAGAUUCAAUCACAGAGGAUAUACGUCGUGGAAUGGUAGGGGCGCGAGGAUUUAAAGCGGAUUAUGCUCUGAUAGUUACAUGGGAACGCAUGGGGUACGGGGGAAUGCCGAAAGUAACAGAACUCAACAUGUACGACACAAUUAAAAAAUGGCAAAAUACUUAUCAGAUGAUCCUCGCUACAGACGAAAUUCGCACAUAUGUAAUGCUCAACUAUGCAAACGUUAAUUGGACUUCUUCGACACAAGCUGGCGCUCUUUUUGGAAGGGGUGGUAAGCAGUCUGCUCUGGUGAGUUUCACUUUUGUUCAGUUUAUUUUGUGUUGCUACUAGUG